GCGGUCACCCACUGCGUAAAGCGUAGUAAUUAAGACGUACGAACAGGCUAGGCGGAGCCUAAAACUGAUAUGAAAAGUAAGGACACAAUUACUGAUGGUUCCAGUAAAGAACUAACUACUGUAGAGCGUUUCUCGAGACGAUAAAGAAAACAAAAGUAAAGGAAAAAAGUAAAAAUAAGACUGCUAAUCGUUUGCAGUUGCUUUUUAUUAGUUGAAGUGUCAUCAAAUUUUAUGAAAUAGUGCGAUAACAUGGAAAAGGAUACGACUGAUAUGAAGCCAAACCCCAGGGAGACUGCGAAUAUUUUCAGUGUUCUAUUCUUUUGGUGGAUGCGAAAAUUGCUUAUAAAAAGUGCUAAGCGCGAUUUGGAGGAAUCUGAUAUUUAUCGUCCAAUAAAAGCGGACGAGUCAGAAAAACUAACCGAUCAUCUCGAAAAGUACUGGAAUCGCGAGCUGGACAAACUGAAGAAUAUGAAAUAUACCGUGGGUAAAGAUGGGCAGAAGGUGCCACUGAAUAAGAACGUCCGUCCGAGAUUAUACAAAGCGAUUUUCAAUGCUUUUUGGUUGCCAUAUUUCAUAAUCGGAACCUAUGCAUUCAUACAGUGUAAUGUGGUACGCGUCGCAUUACCGAUAUUUCAGGGUUGGGUUCUCGAUUACUUCACCAGAAAUCAGACAGCGAAGACAGAGACGAAUGAUGUAUUGAUUUAUAUAGGCUGCAUGAUCGUUUGCAGUUUCAUCUCCGUUCUAAUAAACCAUCAUGUGGUAUUGCUUUCGCAGCAGAUCGGUAUGAGGAUACGCGUCUCCUGCAGCUCUCUCAUCUACAGGAAGGUAUUACGAUUGAAUAGAGCAUCCAUAAACCAAAUUGGUGUUGGACACAUCAUGAAUCUACUUGGAAAUGAUGUUAAUUCCUUCGAUCAAUUAAUGUGGUAUUUAAAUUUCAUAUGGAUCAUGCCUAUUCAGAUCGCGAUUAUAGGCACUGUAAUGUGGCAAAAAAUCAAUACUUCCACCAUCGUCAGCGUAGGGUUGCUAUUGAUUAUCGCUCUAGUGGUACAAGGGACCGUUAGCUUGCUGAAUCGCAAAGUCAAAGCCACUGUCGUGCCACUGACCGAUCGAAGAGUGCAACUGAUAAGCGAACUCGUAGCCGGGAUACAGGUGAUGAAAAUGUACGUCUGGGAGAAAUCAUUCAGCAAGAUUGUAUCGGUGACCAGAGAACUGGAAAUGAAGAAGAUCAAGUUCUCGUCGUACGUGCGCGCCAUGUAUUUCGCGACCGCAGCCUUUACCGAGCGACUGGUCCUCUACUUCACUUUGAUAACGUUCGUCCUAAUGGGAAAUAACUUGACAGCAGACGUGACCUAUGAAAUAUCGUUGUAUCUUCACAUACUUCAACUCACCGCCGUGAUGCUUUUCCCGCGAGCGCUGAUACAUCUGGGCGAAUCGAUGGUGUCUAUGAACCGAUUGGAGGAACUAUUGUUGAUGGACGAAGUGAAUAAGGAACGGUUGGAGAAGACGCCACAAUUACAGUGUAGAUCUCAGAAACCAAACAAGGUGUCUAAUGUAAAGAAUCGGACAGAUAGAUACCUCUCGACAAAUGACAGUACCGCGCUUUCCGAGCUUCAGGAAUUAUUUGAUCUUCCGGUCUGCGUGAAGGUUCAAUGUGUUUUUGCAAAUUGGAUUCAAGGCCAUUUGCCGCCGACUUUGUGCGAUAUCAACUUGACCAUCAAGCCGGGUCAGUUGUGCGCUGUGGUCGGCGCCGUGGGCUCCGGCAAAUCAUCCAUGCUACAUUUGCUGCUGAAGGAGUUGGAUCCAAGCGCUGGUGUCGUGAUCUUCACUCAAGACUCCUUAAAAAAAAGUUCUCAAAGCAACCUGUCCAACGGGUACUCUAUCAACAACCCAAAUCUGCGUAUCUCUUAUGCUAGCCAGGAACCUUGGAUCUUCGACGGUACUAUAAGAGACAACAUACUGUUUGGCCAGCCUUAUAACAAAGCCAGAUAUAUCGAGGUGGCAAAUGUGUGCGCCUUGACGAAGGAUUUCCGGCAGUUUCCGCAGAGAGACAUGGUGAUGGUUGGCGAUAAGGGUAUAUCCCUGUCCGGAGGUCAAAAGGCACGAAUCAAUCUCGCGAGGGCGGUUUACAGGCAGGCGGAUCUGUAUCUGCUCGACGAUCCCUUGAGCGCAGUGGAUUCUUGCGUCGCCCGGCAUCUUUAUUGGAAGUGCAUCACUGAGUAUCUCCGAGGCAAAACGAGGAUAGUCGUAACCCAUCAGUUGCAAUUUCUGAAACGCGCGGAUCACAUCGUCGUCUUGGAUGGAGGUUCUGUGAAGGUGCAAGGGAGUUAUAACAAAUUGGAACAGUCAAAUAAAGACUACAUUGGCAUGUUAGACAGUUUGAGUUAUACGACGCGGAAAAAGGAAGAAGACAUGAGAAGAGCUUCGGAGAUAUCUCUGAAAAAUAUCUCGAAAAUGAGACGUGCCUCGGGAAUAUCAACCGCAAGUUCUAUCGUUUCUGACAUUGAUGAUUCCGAUUAUGCGGCGCAUAUCCCGGAAGCCGAGAUGAUGGCGCAUGGUCGAAUAUCCGGCAGAGUAUACAGGGAAUAUUUGCAUCGCGGAGGCAACUGUUUCACCCUGUUCAUUCUGCUACUGCUCUUUAUCAUCAGUCAGGUUGCCAUCACCGGGACUGAUUACUGGCUAUCGUACUGGACCAACUUGGAGAAUGUCAAGUGCAUCAAAAACACUAGUGACAUUAGACAGUUCGCAAACAUGUACAACGACAGAUUCCUUGGGUCGAUCUUCACGCUGAACCCGGACGGUCUGCUCAGUACUGUGGAUGCCAUAUACAUAUACACAUUCUGCAUCAUCGCCUCCAUAGCCACCGUUCUGCUCCGCAGCUUCCUCUUCAUGAAAAUCUGCACACAGUCGAGCUGCAACCUGCACAAUACCAUGUUGUCCAGUCUAUUGAAGGCACGCAUGUCCUUCUUUCACGUCAAUCCUUCCGGGAGAAUUUUAAAUAGAUUUUCAAAAGAAAUUAAUACUGUCGACGUGCUGCUGCCCAAUACAAUGUUGGACGCGAUUCAGUUGUGUUUCACAUUGGGUGGUAUAAUGAUCAUGGAGGCGAUAAUUAAUCUCUGGAUGCUGAUGCCGAUAGCAGUACUGGUCGUCUUAUUAUACUUUGCGACGAAACUCUAUAUGAGAUUCGCUCAGAACAUCAAACGUCUCGAAGGCAUAACAAAGAGUCCAUUGUUCACGCACGUGAAUGCCACGCUGAACGGUCUGCCAACGAUCAGAAGUAGUGGCGCCGGAAUCGAGAAGAUGAUGCGAAAACAGUUCGAUAUGUUGCAAGACCGGCAUAGCGGCACGUGGUACCUUUUCUUAACAUACGGGGCAAUCUUGGGUCUCUUUACGGAUAUAAUCAUGUGUCUAUUCAUCGCUUUGAUUACCAUCUCUUUAGUUCUGAUAAAUGAGAACGAGAUGGUAGACGACAGCACAGCAGGUCUGGCGAUAUCACAAGCUUUGGUCCUAACCGGUAUCUUGCAAUACGGCAUAAAACAGUUCUCCGAGACGAUGUCGCUGAUGACAUCCGUGGAAAGAGUCCUCGAGUACACGAAUCUUCCUCAAGAAAGAUCAAUUACCUCGGACAGUCCACCGCCAUCUACAUGGCCGUCUCAAGGACAAUUGAUUCUAAAGAACGUCAGCAUGAAGUACCACAAAGACGAUCCACCGGUCCUAAAGGAUCUGAACGUAUCCAUCGAGCCGGGAUGGAAAGUUGGGGUGGUGGGACGAACUGGCGCCGGCAAGUCCUCGUUGAUCUCAGCACUUUUCCGUCUAUUCAACGAAUAUUUGGAGGGCGAGAUUAAGAUCGACGGUCGUGACACGAGUACGGUAAGCCUGAGCGAGUUACGCUCCAAGAUCUCCAUCAUACCACAGCAACCGGUGCUCUUCUCCGAGAGUCUGCGCUACAAUCUGGACCCGUUCAGUCAGUACGACGAUAUGAAGCUGUGGGAGGUGUUGCGGCAAGUUGAGCUGAAUCAUGUUGCACUGGAUCAUGAUAUCCUGUAUGGCGGCCGUAAUUUUAGUGAUGGUCAGAGGCAGCUCAUAUGUCUGGCCAGGACUAUCCUGAGGAACAAUCGCUUGCUGGUUCUGGAUGAAGCCACGGCAAAUAUUGAUUCGCACACCGAUGCUUUAAUUCAAGACACUAUAAGGAGGAACUUUAAAGAAUGCACCGUCGUCACGGUAGCACAUCGUUUAAAUACCAUUAUAGACAGCGAUCGGAUUAUUGUGAUGGAAGAUGGCACCAUCGUGGAAUUCGGUUGCCCUUACGAGCUGUUGCACGAAAAACCAAACGGCUACUUCUCACAAAUGGUACAAAAGACGGACAAUCAGAUGGCACAGAAUCUUUUGGAACUGGCGAGAAAAGCUUGCGAGAAACACGAGGAUCAUUACCAUUUGAGGUUAUCGCAACGAAAUACUGAGAACGAGAGCGAGGCCACAAUUACAGAAGAGUCCGCUUUGUAGAUUUCUUUUGGCUAUUUUUUUAAUUAAAAAAGGGAAAUGUAUAUAUUUAUAAUUACGUAGAUGUAUAUUUUAUUGUA
Messenger RNA from Vollenhovia emeryi, 4577 nucleotides. RefSeq names its product probable multidrug resistance-associated protein lethal(2)03659. NCBI's taxonomy places the organism in Eukaryota, Metazoa, Arthropoda, Insecta, Hymenoptera, Formicidae. The coding region runs from base 250 to 4500 and encodes 1416 amino acids. The transcript is spliced from 17 exons. Gene Ontology annotation, molecular function: ATP hydrolysis activity; ATP binding; ABC-type transporter activity. The record is from RefSeq and is a predicted model, not a curated record. Gene Ontology annotation, biological process: transmembrane transport. Gene Ontology annotation, cellular component: membrane.